CCAUCAAGAAAUGGCCAAUCCAUUACCUGUGGUAGCCCAGGAAGAUUUGGAAAGCUUUACCUUGAUCAGGACUGGCUCAGGCUUUGCACUCAAAGCCUUUCAUAUUUCCUGGAACACUCCCAUCUCUGUGAAGCUGCUGACCAGCCAGGAUGACAGAGAGUGGAAGUUGCUGCUUCAGGACAUAGCAAGUGUCAGACACUACGAGUCUGAACGUCUCCUGCCUUUCCUUGGGAUUUACCAGUACCAUGGACUUGUGGGGAUAGUGACUGAAUGGAUGAACAAUGGAUCCCUCCACUCCCUCAUCCAUGAGCAUCAACUGUACCCAGAGCUUCCCUCUCCCUUACUCAUAAGGAUCCUGUCAGAUGUGGCUGAAGGGCUGCAUCACCUUCACAGCCUUGAACCUGCUCUCUGCCACUGCAGCCUGAAACCUUCCAAUGUCAUUUUGGAUGUGCAGUACAGAGCCAAGAUAUCAGAGUAUGGCCUUACCAACUGGAGGAAACAGAAACUGAGGUCAGACCUGCAGAACUGCCAUCAGAGAAACUGCCAGGAUUUAGUGUAUCUUCCUCCUGAAAUACUUGAAGGAGGCUUCCCUUCCCAGGAAGGUGAUAUUUACAGUUUUGGAAUCCUGUGUUGGGAGACCCUCAGCAGACAGAAACCUUUUGAAGGUCAAACAACCCUCCUUGAUGUUUUGAGAGGAAUCUGCAGCAGUUUGCGGCCGGGCCUUUCAGAAAAGUUCAUACCAAGCAAUUUGCCUGAGAGGAAUAGAUUAUUGCACCUCAUUGCUCUGUGCUGGCAUCAAGAACCAGAUUAUAGACCACACUCUGCAGAAUGUGUACACCUUCUAAAUGGAGUUUUAACUAGUAUAAAUAAGGAAGAAAUUUCUGCAGCAAUCUACAAUUUGAUGGAUGCAAAGGAGAGAGCACUUAAUGCAAGCAAAGGCUCAGAGAGGUACACACUGCAGAGAGGCACGCGCAACUCACAGAUCAUCUGUCCAGAAAAAGACAACCCCUUAAUCAGCAAGAAAAUUUCUCUUGUAGUGCCAAGCUUGUCAACUGUUCUACUUGAUAGCAGUGCAAAUACAGCAGGAGGAUAUAAUAUUGAGAUGGGUGUGUCAAAUACUACCCCACAGAAUGCAACGGACACAAAAGAUCACCCAGGCUCUGAGACAAGAAAAUCAAGCUCCUUUUGCACAACUCCUUCAUCUGGUUCAACUACAGGCAAAGAGAGCAGUCAGCAAAACUCCCCACCACUGGUUCUUCAGCACAGACCACAUCCACUGCACCUUGGACAGGCAGGGACAGGUCCUUGCAGCAAAGGAAACUGCUGUCAAAUCCUUGCCUGCCAGAGGCAGAGCAUCCUGAGCUGCAUGACAGAAGGACGCCUGAACCACAUCCUCGACGUGCUGCGCUCGCAGCAGGCCCUGUCCCGCGCGGAUUACGAAAGCAUCACCACACACCCCACAGUGACCGGCCGCGCUCGGGCACUGCUGGACACGUGCCUGUGCCUCGGGGAGAGGGCAGCACAAGCUGUGGUGACUGCACUUUCAGUGAGCAGAUGCAGUCCUCUGGGACAAGUCAUUCAUUGCCCAGACUGUCCCUCUAAGGUUAACAGGCUGUUGUUGUGACAGACUUUUUCACAGCCUGUUGUAUGCAUUAAACUCUAGUAAUUUGUGAUGGCAAAGAUUCACAUUAGUGUCUCACAGUCCAUUGACUAAAGGCAACUCUUCCUACAGCUCAUUAUUUGAGUACUGUAGUGGAAAAAGCUAACUGGAUUAAAAGGUCAGGUCAACCACUGCCAACAGAAAUUGCCAAGACUGGUAUAACAAAUUCUAAUUUGGACCUCAGAGAUGGGAGAAGUGCAAUAUGCGCCAGAGCAAACAGAGUUCAAGUGAGAUGACACCUUAUUUCCUUGAUUUUUUUUUUUUUUAGAAGGGAGGAAAAUUCAUCAUGACUUUUUGGAGGUCAGUAUGGAAGAAUGGCUGUUUAUAAAUAGUUCCAAAUAAGGAUAAUGAACAACAGGAUACUGGAUGAGGAGAAAAAAUUUACUGCCUUUCACUGCACUCAUAUCUGAGCCAGCUAUUAGAGUGAAAGGCUUCAGAGAAUCAAGAAAUAUUUCUUCAGUAGGGCCUUAAGUAAGACUUGGAGUUUUUAUAUUAUGCACAUAAAUUACUUCAUUUUCCUCGCAAAUGACCAUAUGAAAAUGUAGCAGUACUUACAUCGGUAUUUCAGAGAUGUGGGACUUGGACUACGCAUGGAAAAUGGAAAAACAUUAAUACUUUACAUCUGUGUAUCUCUCUAAACAUGUCUGCAGUUCAAAUGUAAAAGUAAACCAGGCAGAAGAGGUGCCAAGAUGAUAAUUUAGAAAUGGUUCUGCUGAACUGUUGUCAUGGUUGUACUCUAAUGGGAGACAGCCUGGGAAUACUGGGAGGUUUUCUGGCCUGGACUCACCCAUGGUCACAGAUGCUUUGGAUUGUCCUGCUGCUGCUUGAACUCGUCCUCAGGUCAUGGACCCUUUGAUUUGAGUUCACAUGGAGUUCCAGCCUGUCCAGUCCAGCAGCACAGACACAUUCCUGUUAUCAGAAUGUUCCCAGGCACAGUCAGUAAGGUGAUAAGUGCUACAGCAAGCAGUGGAAGCAACAAACCAGCCACUAACGAGCACCAGACACUUGUGUACAGAAGGCAAACAAGUCCCAUGGCAAGCACAGGAGUCUGUCAACAGAUAAACAGCAACAGCAGGUAUAAAUGUGAUCCAGCACAUUCCGGUCACCUCUGUUGUUACCUUGAACCCUUCAAGCCUCACACUGGACGCUGAAAAGAACAUUUGUGGUUUAGCCCCAGCAGACAACUACACUGCACAACAGUAAAGUGAGAAAAGUUGUUGGUUGAGAUCCAGGCCAUUUAACAGGUAAAGCAAAAGCUGCACACAAGCAAAGGAAAACGAGGAAUUCCACUUGCCAUGGGCAGGCAGGUGUUCAGCCAUCUCCAGGAAAGCAGGGCUCCAUCCCACGUAAUGGUUACUUAAGAAGACAAAUGCCAUCACUCCAGAUGUCUCCCCUCUCCUUCUUCCCGAGCUGAGCUCGAUGCCACGUGGCCUGGAGUGUCCCUUUGGCCAGCUGUGGUCAGCUGUCCCAGCUCGUGCUCCCCCAGCUCCCUGUGCUCCCCCAGCCUCCUCCCUGGUGGGCUGAGGAGCAGAAAGGCCUUGGCUCUGUGUGACUCUGCCCACCAAUAACAAAACAUCCCUGAAUUGUUAAUGCUGUUUUCAGUACAAAUUCAAAAUACAGCCCCAUACUAGCUCCUAUGGAGAAGAUUAACUCUACCCUAGCCAAAACCAGCAUAAUUUGAAAGGGAAGUAAUAAGAUUGCUUUCUUUAUAAUGAAAAUAAUGAUAUAAGGUGCUGGAUUUUUAAAGGCCCAGUGGGGUUUCUUCAAGCUUUAUGGCACCAGAUUAACAUGAGAACUCGUUAUACCAUCUACAGGUAUUUCAAAUGCAAACCCAUGUUAUUUGUUUCCCUAUGUUGCUUUUGUUCUGUCUGCAGUUUCAAAGUUCUAAGUGAAUUCAGUUGUUUGGCUGAUCACAAAUGCAGUAAUGAUGUGUUGUCUAGGCAUACUUAAGAAAUAAGAAACGUUUUACAUCCAAAUUUCCAGCUACCAUGCUGCUGGAACCAUAAACAUUUUUUUGGUAACUUCAUUGAACUUUGAGACUGCCUUGAAUUAAAAUAUUGUUACAAUUAAAAACAAUGUCUAUCAGAAUGUUGAAAUUAGUUUUCUUAUUAAAGAAGCUAAAUAUUUAUUUCACAGUUGAAUUUUUUUUCACUUUAAAAUCUACACUUUAAAUGGGAAAUUUCAACAGUCUGCUAAAAAAGGAUGUCUUGCUUGUGAGGAAAGGAAUUGCUGUCAUGGUGUUUUGCCUCUUUAGAAGGCAUAAGACUCUUGGUAAAACAAAUAAACAUUCACCUGUGGGAAAUAACCUUUAAGAGAGAAAAUAGCAAUACUGUUGAAAGUUAGCAGCUUUCAAAAUCAUUCCAUUUAGUUGUUCUGCUGGACACUUUAUACUCCUGUGAAAGAUGUGCUGGCUGGCAGGCUAUGCUGAAUUUUUGUCAUUGUGGUUUUGACACACAAACAGUUUUGGCUCUUUUCUAGAAGCAGCUGCCUACUUGAGAAUAUAAUCUGAUGCCAAAUCUAAGCCCAGUUUUAACUGUUAAUAGAAGAACUGGCAUCAAAACAGUGGGUGCACAAGCUGUCUGUUUUCCAGUGUGGCGUUUUUGAAGGGAUGCUACACAUUUGUUGAAAUGAAACUGUUGUUGAUAUAAAAAGUUUUGCUACCAAACUGAAAACCAGUGACCUGGAACUAGUACCAUUUUUUUCUCACCAAAAUGACAUACUCUCAUAAGGUCUGUAGUGUGAGUUGUUAAAAACGUCUCAUGUUGAUCACUGGUAUGAAAUAUCAAACUGCUGAAAGCUUAUGGUAUUUUGCUCCUGCCCAAGCUUGUUCAUUAGCUAAGAUUUUUAUUGUCCUCACCUCUGUUUUCUGCAGUUACCUUGAUAUUAUGAAACAAGGAAGAAUAAAUGGCACUGAGCAGGAGUAAAGAUAAAAUAAUCAAACUAUUCUUUAGAAUCUAUGGGAAGAAACAAGACUUCAAUGUGAAGAACAACUGGAAUUGCAGGAAGGAAAUGUGAAACUUGGUUAUCUCUAGAAUAUAGAAAGGAGAAUAAUAAAACCAAAUCACUUCAGGACUAAUCAUAUAAACUGAUUAGUAAAACUGUUGCAGUUACUCAGAAAAGACAAAACUAGACUUAAUAGACAUUAAAAAUGACAACCUGUACAAAUUUUAUGAAGCUAUUUAAGUUUAUUAAAGCAAUGAGAAGCAAUUCCUGCAUUGCCUCCCUGGAACUACAUUCCCUUAACUGAGCACAUGGUUGAUUUGGCAGAUGGUAUGUCAGCUGAGUUAGACAAAACUCCUGCAUUUUGAAGGCAGUGCCUCAGCAGAACAGUGCUGGGCUCAAAGCAUGGACUGAGAAGGACCCAGAGGGGGAGAAAGCUGAUAAGCAGUGAGGAAACCUGAUGUUGAGGACAAGCUGAUAAAAUUGUGUGUGUUUGGUCUAGCAAAGAAGAGAUGAAAGGCAAAUGGAAGAGUCUGGAGCACAGGCAGUGAACAUGCAGUGAGGAAACAGAGUACCUGGUCUGUUCUUGUGCUUUGUUGUUCUGGACUGGCUUUCAAGCAGGGGCUUAAAAAAGAUUUAAAGGCCAUCAUGAAGACAAGCUCCUUCCCCAUACCCAGAGAAAUUAGCAAUAUUCAUGGAACUUUCUUUUACCUGACCAAGAGUUCUUUAGUUAACAAAAUUCAUGCAAACAAUAGCGAUUUACUAAGCCUUUUCCCUCAGCCUGAUCAGUUUAUUUAUGCAAGCUACAAACAUUUGAAGUGAUUCAAGGGAAAAAAUUUAAGUGUUUUUGCUUGGAGCUACAUAACAUAAAUAUUUAUAAGUGCUCUGUAACUCAAUCACCAUUUAUUCCACUAACACCUACCUGUGAAGUCAUGGGCCUGUUAGCAAGUUAGCUGUUGGGACAAUGGAAUGGAGAUAAGAAUUAAAGAGCCCUGGAGAUAUUUCCACCCUUUACAGUGUUGCUAUGAAUUCUUAAAAGGAAAAGAGGCUCUCCUACAUUUUUGUUUCUCAGCAGAUCAUGGCUGGUCAUCUUCUCUCAAAUACAAUGAAAAUGUUCCAUUUUUAUUAAAAUGCAAUCUUUACCAAACAAGAUUUCUGUCAGUCCAUUAAAUGUUCGCUGAGAGAGCUACUUCACAUUAAUGUAUUUUCUUCCCUCUUUUCACACGAAACCACAGGAACAUUAAAAAAGAACCCCUUAUGAUACACAAUGUUAAAAUGCAACCGAAUAACAACAACAACAAAAAAAGUUGUUACUUGUGCUGAACGAGUAUGACCUCACCCAGAAAUCUGAUUGUUUUUUGGAUAGACUGCAUGUCUCAGACAGGUUUUAUUAAACACUGUAUGAGACAAAGAUUUACAGCCAAAGAAAUAUUUCAUCAGGGAGGCUUUCUGCAAAACAAGACAUUGCUCUCCUCCCUUCUGCUCUGACUCCUGCAGAGCUGGUUCAAAUGCAGUCUGGCAACUCUGGCUAUAACCUUUUCCCUCCCUGCAAUCGAUCAUAUGCUGCGAUUCAAACCUGCAGAUUUAUUUGUUUACAGAAAACUCUCACUUAUGCAGACAAUUCAUGAAAUGUACAAGAGAGGAGAGAUUUGGAUGCUGUUCUAUAUUAUGUCUUUCAAAACUAAAAUUACAUUUUAUUUUCUGUAAGAUAUAUAAUAGCAUUUUAACUCCUCAGCUGUUGCAUUUUGAUGUGUUUAGCAAGAAUGUUUUCCUGUAUUCCAUUUACUAACAUAUCAAUAUAGGAAAUUAGUUAAUUCCUAAACU
Molecule: messenger RNA, 6424 nt
Organism: Prinia subflava (tawny-flanked prinia)
Lineage: Eukaryota; Metazoa; Chordata; Aves; Passeriformes; Cisticolidae
Product: receptor-interacting serine/threonine-protein kinase 2-like
Exons: 13
Coding region: 11-1624 (537 amino acids)
Biological process (GO): signal transduction; protein phosphorylation; regulation of apoptotic process
Cellular component (GO): cytoplasm
Molecular function (GO): ATP binding; protein kinase activity
Source: RefSeq, a predicted model, not a curated record